Molecule: messenger RNA, 813 nt
Organism: Notothenia coriiceps (black rockcod)
Lineage: Eukaryota; Metazoa; Chordata; Actinopteri; Perciformes; Nototheniidae
Gene: smkr1
Product: small lysine rich protein 1
Exons: 3
Coding region: 233-484 (83 amino acids)
Source: RefSeq, a predicted model, not a curated record
UUUUUAGCCUAGCGGUAACUUGGAUGCAACAAAAGAAUUUACAACCUUGUUGAAGCCAACCCCUACAUUCAUCAGUGAGUCUGAUCCGUCUCCACGACAACAAGGCAUACACAAAUAGGGUCUCGUUGUCCCAGUUGAAGCCAUUCAGAUGCCACUUACAGCCGUGCCGAGUCCGGAACUGAUGGGUGAAUAAUCUCUCACCACAUUUGAAGUGACUUUGACUUCUUUUACCAUGCCAACCAAAUCCAGGUCUCAAAGUUCUCGGCCCGCCAAGAAGACUGGGGGUCCAAAAACGCCCAAAAAGAGGUCGCCCAGUGCCAAAUCCACCAAGACAGAGGUGGACCUCCUCAGCCCAGCAGCCAUGGAGAACGUCUACUACAUUUCCCACAAUGCAAUGGACUGUCUGCAGUUCAGAGGCUUUGGAUGGCCAAAUUCAAAUAAGAAGACGAAUAAGAAGAGAACAAAGCGCAAGAAGAAAAAGUAAAUUAUUAUAUAUUCUUUUGCCAAAUAUAAUGAAUAUUAGGCUAAAAUGUGUAACAUUAAUGUCUUGUAAUGGCGCCAUCUUGUGUACACUUUUAUUGACAACCCAUGUACCAAAGCAGAUAUAAAAAUGUAUGUAUUGUCUUUUUCCAAAAAACAGAAAUGUGCCAAACAAACUUUACUUCAUUCACGAGGCAACAACCUCUUAACAGCAACUUUAUUGUAAGCUGAAUGAUUCAGAUUCACGAAUGUCAAGAUUUGGCAGUUCUUUUUUACACCAGAAGCUUGUCAAGGAAAACCUUUUGAUUAUGUGGAAUACAACAGAAGAGAACA